Dissoconium aciculare CBS 342.82 is the source of this 990-nucleotide messenger RNA. RefSeq lists its product as uncharacterized. The record is from RefSeq and is a predicted model, not a curated record. Lineage: Eukaryota; Fungi; Ascomycota; Dothideomycetes; Mycosphaerellales; Dissoconiaceae. The transcript has a single exon. Bases 300 to 929 code for a protein of 209 amino acids.
GGAACGAAGCGCAAAUCUCUGUCUUUGGCUUCACGUGGGAACACGAUCGACGAAUGACGCGAUCAAGCUGCUGGAGGAAAACAUUGGCAUGGCGGCUGAAGGAAUCUGUUGCGCGCCCGAGACUCGUCGAGGUACUGGAGGAUGCUCCCCUUGUAUGCGAGCUGGGAGUUUGGCCUAUCGAUGGCAGAUCUUUUUCGGUAUGCAAAGGAUAGCGGCGGCAUGCUUCAGGUUUUCCAAGCAGAGCAGAGCAUUCAUCGACGUCCCUCCCUCUCUCUCACCGUAACGAGUCGCAGCUGCGAAUGCAUGCCUCACCCGCGUGGAUGCUCGAAGAGAACGGUUCCGCGGCGACGACGGGAAAGAAAAGAAAAGAAAAUCAUUCCCGGAAAUGCACUCCAAUCCAAUCCUAUCCAACUUUUCCUGUAGAAUCCUCAUCCUCAUGCCCUCUCGUGUUGCCCCUCGCCCACCAUGAUCUUCAGAAUACACACCCAAAACACUGGCGAGUCAUCAUCCUCCCCUCUCCGUCAUUUCGCGUCGAUUCGCGUCCUAUGUGUCUCCGUCUCCGUCUCCUGUGCACGCUGCCCCGGUGGCAGUGUCGGUCUGUCUGUUUGUGGGGAUCAAGGUUAUUCUUGUCUUCAUCCGUUCCCGCGGACGAUCAUUCUUCACAUGCACAUUCAAUGCGGGUUCACAUACACACACACGCGACGCAGCUAUAUUAUGUAGCCGUCGGGGAGCCGAUCGCCCCGACAGCGCCCGUGAAGCAGAGACCCACCUUCAUCGUGGGAUGCCUUGUCUUGCCUUGCCUGCCUGCCGAUCGGGCCGGCGGUGAGAGACCUACCUGGAGGGCAACGUUCCGACGGAAACCCGCCGCCCUGCAUUUGUGCAAUGACCUUGCUCACUCUGCAAUGAGCAGCGAGGAUUUGAUUCAAUGACCGUCUACUGAGGCCUCAGGCUGACUAGUUGGUUGGUUCAAUGCCUCAGGCACUAUUCGGU